AUGUCUAGUUUGACCUCUACUCCAAACGCCAACUCAAUCCUUACCCCAACCUCCACUUCAACCCCCACUUCAACCUCUACUCUAGUCUCUACUCCAGCCUCUACCUCAAAUUCUGCGCCUAGUCCUCCCGCCAAGGACAAAAAUGAUUGUCAUGGCGUUAGCGGCGACUAUUGGGUUAUGUCGCGGGAUGUGGCCGUCGCCAGCGCCGAGACCUUUUGCAGGCAAGGUGAUAAGGUAGUCAAGUAUAACGAGGACUCCGUGAACGAGCUCGAAUUGUCUGUUUUCAAAGCAGAUGACGACACCAGAGGCCCCAAAGAUGAUCCCAACUGUCUGGGUCGCCUUCGAGAUUCUGUCAUCGAUGGCUGCGAUGGGGAUGACUCCGAACAAAAUCCGCACAACUAUAAGUUUGGCUCCAAAUUCACUUCCUCUGAUGGUUGGGUCUAUGAGAUGAAAGCUCUUAGUAAGCAAGUCAACGAAGUCAGCUGCGACGUGUCUUACAGAUUCUGGCACGACUUUUUCCAAAUUCGCGGCAAGAACGUCCCAGACGCGAAGAUUGGCAUCAAUGGUGAGGGACUGAAGAAAGAACUACGAGGCUGUGGUGUGAUUACUAAGUGGAAAUUCGAGCCAACACCACACGAUGUGAAGUUUCAGUGGUACGCUCAGGGCCGUCUUCCCAUGGGUACCAAAAGCUGCACUGGGAACGCUCUGGAGAGCGCCGGCGGCGCUGGCCGGGGUAACUGUGGGGGCCCGGGACGGCGGUCACACCUUGCCUGGCGACGGCGUGCUGCGACUGGUGUAGUGAGAACACGCGAUAGUAUCGAUGACUGGCCGGGUUACGGCGAGGAGAGUGCUCAUGUUUUUGGCAGCCUAGAGCAAGCGUAA
Molecule: messenger RNA, 882 nt
Organism: Akanthomyces muscarius
Lineage: Eukaryota; Fungi; Ascomycota; Sordariomycetes; Hypocreales; Cordycipitaceae
Exons: 1
Coding region: 1-882 (293 amino acids)
Source: RefSeq, a predicted model, not a curated record